Messenger RNA from Capronia epimyces CBS 606.96, 1311 nucleotides. RefSeq lists its product as uncharacterized. The coding region runs from base 1 to 1311 and encodes 436 amino acids. Gene Ontology annotation, cellular component: fungal-type vacuole membrane. Gene Ontology annotation, molecular function: transmembrane transporter activity. The transcript is spliced from 2 exons. NCBI's taxonomy places the organism in Eukaryota, Fungi, Ascomycota, Eurotiomycetes, Chaetothyriales, Herpotrichiellaceae. Gene Ontology annotation, biological process: transmembrane transport. The record is from RefSeq and is a predicted model, not a curated record.
AUGUCGCUGUCGUCUGGCGGCACCCAGCAUACAGUCGAGGGCAGAGGCGACGAAGAGAAGCCACAGGCCGACGCCAACGCCCAGGCCGGUCAGGAGACGAGCUCUACCAGCUUAGGAGCAGCCCCGGAUGGCGGCCUUCGCGCAUGGCUGGUGACGACAGGGGCGGCGUUCAUCACCUUUGCCGCUCUGGGGUACGCGAAUUCCUUUGGCGUUUUCCAAGAGUACUACAUGGCACACCAACUCGCCAACAAGUCAGCCGAUCAGAUUGCCUGGAUCGGAUCCCUGUCGUCCUUCAUCCAGUUUGGAGCCGGGACCAUUGGAGGACCACUGUUUGAUCGGUUUGGUGCAUGGAUUGUCCGGCCGGCUGUGGUGCUGUAUGUAUUCGGCAUCAUGAUGACCAGCCUGUGCCACGAGUAUUGGCAAUUCAUGCUGGCCCAAGGUGUGCUGCUGGGCCUAGCCACGGGUCUCCUGAUGGUCCCGUCGAUAGUGGCCGUGUCGCAGUACUUUGACAAGAAAAGAGCCGCUGCCCUGGGCCUGGCCAUAUCAGGAUCCUCCAUCGGCGGAGUCGUCUUGCCUAUUGCCUUCUCCAAGAUGUUAAACAGCUCGUCUCUGGGCUUCGGCUGGACCGUGCGGAUCAUGGGCUUCGUCAUGAUGCCCCUUUUGGCUUUCUCCUGCCUGACCAUCAAGUCUCGUCUGCCGCCGACAACGUCCACCUUCUUCAUCCCGGCGGCCUUCAGAAAAGCGAACUUCAGCCUCCUGGUCGUCGCCAUGUUCUUCCUGUUCCUCGGAAUGUUCACUCCGCUCUUCUUCAUCCCGACAUAUGCCGUGACGAGAGGCAUGCACGCAACGCUUGCUUCGUACUUGCUUGCCAUCAUCAACGCCGCCUCCACAUUCGGUCGUGUCGUCCCAGGUGUCUUGGCCGACAAAUUUGGGCGAUUGAAUAUAUUGGGACUCGGCGCCAUCUCCACUGGCGUCGUCAUCCUCUGCAUGAACAAGGCUGAGUCCACCGCAGCCUUGGUGGUGUAUUCGAUCGUCUUUGGCUUUACUUCUGGCACCAUCAUAUCUGGAGUCUCCGCGGCCUUCAGCGUCUGUCCGGAAGAUCCGCGAGAGAUAGGGACAUACGUUGGAAUGGGAAUGGGGGCGAGUUCGGUGGCUGUUCUGAUCGGUCCUCCCAUCAAUGGGGCACUUGUCCAUCGCUAUGGAGGAUUCUCACAACUUUCCAUCUUCAGCGGCGUCAUGUGUUUGACGGGCGGACUGGUUGCGUUUGCGAGCAAGGCUACAACGCCUGAAGGGAUUCUAGCGAGAAGAUAA